This is a messenger RNA of Myotis brandtii (Brandt's bat), 9486 nucleotides long. RefSeq names its product IKAROS family zinc finger 2 (Helios) (gene IKZF2). The transcript has 8 exons. The record is from RefSeq and is a predicted model, not a curated record. Gene Ontology annotation, biological process: regulation of transcription by RNA polymerase II. NCBI's taxonomy places the organism in Eukaryota, Metazoa, Chordata, Mammalia, Chiroptera, Vespertilionidae. Gene Ontology annotation, molecular function: DNA-binding transcription factor activity; RNA polymerase II cis-regulatory region sequence-specific DNA binding. Bases 273 to 1853 code for a protein of 526 amino acids.
GGAGAUGUGCUCCGGCGGCGGCGGAUCGGUUUCUCGGGGUUUGACCAGCUGUCCCGGGCUAACCCUGCUCCUCGCUGAAGAUGGAGGAAGUAAAAACAGGAUUACCCUUAGCUACGGCUCCACCGCCUUAGUUCCCACCACCCGCCGCAGUGCACAAACACACGUUAGGCACAGGACAGAAAGCCCGAGAGAGGACACACUGACAGUAAACACACACAAAAGGGUGAUGGGAGUGUGGUACUGCAUGCGCUGCUGAGCACUGCACUUUGACUAUGGAAACAGAGGCUAUCGAUGGCUAUAUAACGUGUGACAAUGAGCUUUCACCUGAAAGGGAGCACUCCAAUAUGGCAAUUGACCUCACCUCAAGCACACCCAAUGGACAGCAUGCCUCACCAAGUCACAUGACAAGCACAAAUUCAGUAAAGCUAGAAAUGCAGAGUGAUGAAGAGUGUGACAGGAAACCCCUGAGCCGUGAAGACGAGAUCAGGGGCCAUGAUGAGGGUAGCAGCCUAGAAGAACCCCUAAUUGAGAGCAGCGAGGUGGCCGACAACAGGAAAGUCCAGGAGCUUCAAGGCGAGGGAGGAAUCCGGCUUCCGAAUGGUAAACUGAAAUGUGACGUCUGUGGCAUGGUUUGCAUUGGGCCCAAUGUGCUUAUGGUACAUAAAAGGAGUCACACUGGUGAACGGCCCUUCCACUGCAACCAGUGUGGAGCUUCUUUUACUCAGAAGGGCAAUCUUCUGAGACACAUAAAGCUACACUCUGGAGAGAAGCCCUUCAAAUGCCCUUUCUGCAGCUAUGCCUGUAGAAGAAGGGACGCCCUCACAGGGCACCUCAGGACCCACUCUGUGGGUAAACCUCACAAGUGCAACUACUGUGGACGAAGCUACAAGCAGCGCAGUUCACUGGAGGAGCACAAGGAACGCUGCCACAACUAUCUCCAGAAUGUCAGCAUGGAGGCUGCGGGCCAGGUCAUGAGUCACCACGUACCUCCUAUAGAAGAUUGUAAGGAACAAGAGCCUAUUAUGGACAACAAUAUUUCUCUGGUGCCUUUUGAGAGACCUGCUGUCAUAGAGAAGCUCACGGGGAAUAUGGGAAAACGUAAAAGCUCCACUCCACAAAAGUUUGUGGGGGAAAAGCUCAUGCGAUUCAGCUACCCAGACAUUCACUUUGAUAUGAACUUAACGUAUGAGAAGGAGGCUGAGCUGAUGCAGUCUCAUAUGAUGGACCAAGCCAUCAACAAUGCAAUCACCUACCUUGGAGCCGAGGCCCUUCACCCGCUGAUGCAGCACCCGCCAAGCACAAUCGCUGAGGUGGCCCCAGUGAUGAGCUCAGCUUAUUCUCAGGUCUAUCAUCCAAACAGGAUAGAAAGACCCAUUAGCAGGGAAACCUCCGACAGUCACGAGAACAACAUGGAUGGCCCCAUCUCUCUCAUCAGACCAAAGAGUCGACCCCAGGAAAGAGAGGCCUCCCCCAGCAAUAGCUGCCUGGAUUCUACUGACUCAGAAAGCAGCCACGAUGACCACCAGUCCUACCAAGGAAACCCUGCCUUAAAUCCCAAGAGGAAACAAAGCCCAGCCUACAUGAAGGAGGAUGUCAAGGCUUUGGAUACCACCAAGGCCCCCAAGGGCUCUCUGAAGGACAUCUACAAAGUCUUCAAUGGAGAAGGAGAACAGAUUAGGGCCUUCAAGUGCGAGCACUGCCGCGUCCUUUUCCUAGACCAUGUCAUGUACACCAUUCACAUGGGUUGCCAUGGCUACCGGGACCCACUGGAAUGCAACAUCUGUGGCUACAGGAGCCAGGACCGUUACGAGUUUUCAUCACACAUUGUUCGAGGGGAGCACACAUUCCACUAGGCCUUUUCAUUCCAAAGGGGACCCCUAUGAAGUAACAAACUGCACAUGAAGAAAUACUGCACUUACAGUCCCACCUUCCCUAAGAUGUUGACAUACCUUUUUUUUUUUAAUAUUAUUACUGUCAUUAAUUCUUAUUUUGUGGACGCAGUGUCUUUGCUCUGCCUAAUUACAAUUAGGAAGAAACAGAAGGGACAGGGACAGGGGAUCUUGAUUACUUGGCUUGUUUUGUGGGAUUUUAAGAGCAGUUCUUUUCUGCCAUGCAUAGAUAUAAGGCAUAUCGUGCUUUGGAAAAAAAUCGAUUGAUUCCUAUAGAUUCACCUAAGAGAUUCUGAUUUGCCACUGAUGUUCAGGAUUGUGAUUGAAGGCAGGAAAGUUUAGUUUUCUGGGUGGGACUUUCGCAGUUUAAAAUGGUAUAAGUAAUUUAAUGCUUCAAAGAAAAAAUUGUUUUAAAUUGUAAACUGUUUUGUUUUUCCUCUAGAGAUCAUGGAACAGAAACACAUUGUUACUUUCAGUGAUAACUCCUUGGAUGGGUUGUUGUCGUGGGUUCUAUGUUUACUUCCCCUAUGGAAUUUAUAACACAGUAUGUUACACUGUACCAGAUAGCAAAACUUUUAAACUACAGCUAGUUAAGGACGCCUCCAGUACAUCCGAGGUCCUAGGAUCUUAUUUUUCUAAACUUAAGCACUGUUUUUCCAUAGUUUUGAUGACUGGCAUUUUAUAGACACCCUGGCAGCCUUACUUUUAACACCUUUAAUGAAUAGUAUUUUUAUCUAGUUUUCAGAAUAACAUAUGGUCUAAGAGUGGCUAAGAGGCAGUCUGUAGUUUCCAGAAGGGACCUCUACUUUCAUAAAUUUGUUUGGGGAGUUUUCUUUUAACGUUGUAAUGUGAUGGCCGCAUAGUAUACAUAUUUGUUGCUAAAAGUGUGCUUACGAUUGUCACUUUAUCAGCAUUUAAUCAGUGUUAACCAGUCAGCAGAAAAAAUAUAAUUAGGCUAACAGUAGGGGGAAAAAACCAACUCAGAAAUCCCUUUUCUGGUAUAUUUCUCUUUUCACUUGUGUUUUUCAAGCUGUGACCACCCAGUGUUCUGUCCAUAGUCCAUUCAUCUUUUACUCUUCCAGCAGCAAACCUUAUAUACCUUACUAUAGGCUGUGUCUUUCAGACUCUCCUUGGAGCAAUUCCCGAUUUGAUCUGAAUGUGUAACUUGAAACCCCAAAGGUUAUGGAACUAGGGCUAUUUAUUCUAGCAUUUUUUCAAUAAUAACAUCUACCACUUUUGAUGCAGGGAAAGGGAACUUCUGUGUCUCUUAUACAUUGGACUAUAGAUCAAACAAACAAACAAAAAGCUUAUUUUUACAAACAAAAAGCUUUAUUCUUAGAGUAUAGGAUGUGACAGCACCUCCAAGUGAAAGUGACUGUGUCCAGCACUUUUUCGGUCUCAAAAUUUUUCAACUCUGUAUAAGUCCUUGUCAGAAAUGCAUCUCAGCUCCUUAGUACAGAAUUUCUCUUCCUUUAAUCAAUACAGGUCACCAUAGUCCACGCGCAGACUUUAAUGUCACGUGUGUGGGUGCUCUGUCUGUUCUUUGCAGUCCUACAGCGUUCGAGGGAAGCAACCUGGUGAGGUUGCUUCAGGUCAUCUGGGGGGCACAGUUGGAGGCAGAACUCGCUGCUUGUGUUCAGAGAGGGCAAGCCUGCCGGUGACUGGAUCCUCCGAGAACCAUUUAUGAAGACUGACAUUCGGUUAGCAGUCACUGAUAGCUGCUUUAAAGAAACACCAUUAAAUAGGAUGCAGAAACGAUGUUUCUUAAUACAGAGUGGUGUGAGAAUUAGCAAGACCAGAGAGCGAUGGACAGAUAAGCACCUCUGGUCUCGAUGCAGCUCUUUGCUCAUUUGCUGGUUUACCAUCUGCUUAUUUAAGCAACUUCUGAGCACCGACAGCCAGAGCCAAGCAAAAUGGUCCCCACUCAGCUCUCUUUUACUAGCCCCUGCUGUAAUUAUUCUUGGAGAAAUGUCCAAACUGUUUCCUUAAAUCUAAGAGAGGCACCAAAACAGAGAUGUGAAAUGUUUUAAAUAGAAUGUCAACUGUCAUUUUAUUUUCUCUUGCAUGCUUUGGUACAUUGGUGCAUUAAUAUACAGCUCAUUCAAAACUAAUGCAUGUCUUUGAGACCCUCCCCCCUCCACCCUAACCAAUCAUAAGUAAUUGAGAUUUUGUUUUUGCCUUUCGGUGGUAGGUAAAUCAUUUAAAUUAGUGAUUUUGUGUUUCACCGCAAUUUAAAGGAACAUUUGGGUGGCAGUCAGUAUGUUCAUAACUUUGGCUGUGUGUGAAUUCCUGCUGGCAUUGUCUCAAUUUUCUUCCUGCUUCCGAUUAAAAAAAAAAUUGUGUGAACAAUGAUGUACCUGCCCUGGGAUGAAAUUGAAUUUAGGAGGAUCUAAAGAGUUGUGUAGUGCCCCAUGAAGACAGGACUCAUGCACUCUCCUUUUGUGAUUGUAUCUUUUUAGGGAUCUAUUUUAUCGAAGGGACUUGGUACUUAUGCAAGUGCAUUUGCUACAAGUGUGUGCUUGUACUUUCUUAGCCUCAUGAUCUGAGGAACAGAAAGAGGUAAAGAUGGCUCAGGGUGUCGCUGGGACAAAUGAGGACAAGGUCGAUUCCAGUGUGUAGGUUAGGAAGAAUUUCUGUGGACACGGUGCUUUCUGGGAAAUCUGGAUGGCUAUAUUUGCUUGCCUCUUCUUCACUAAAGGAAAUAAGCAAGGUGGUAGCACCUAAAAAUAAGUAUGGGGGUCAGACACCAAAUAAGUCAAGUUUUAUAGAACAGUUUUAUGCCCAGUUUAUUCAGCUGGGAUUUUACAAUACAGAGUAUUUAAGGGGCAUAAAAAUGGGUUAGUUUCUGUGUUUUCCAUGUUGGCAAAAAUUCAGAAAUUCAUCAUACUGCAUUGCCCUAAUUUUGCCCAGAAUUUUCUCUCCAACUCUUGCUGGAGAAAUCUGCAGCCUCUCUCUAUUGGUGGUCAAUCACUUAAAAAGCCAUUCUAACCUGGCUUUUUACAACAGUGGAAGUGACCAAUCAGCAGAUCAGAAGCGAUUUCGAGUUGCUGAAACAUUCCGUUGAGAAUAUUCUAGAAGGACAAAAUGGGAGAAUAAGAGAGCAGGAUUUAGAUUUGGCUACAACGUGGAGGGUAUCUCCUACAUACAUACAAGCAAUUAUGUAUACACACAUACAGUCUUUUAAAGAAAAUGUAUAAAAAGAAGCAAUUAGAGUGGUCAGCUGUGUUGCAAGAGCAUAUAGAGAGCUAACUACUGUUAAUGCCUGAGCUUUCUUCUUACCAGAUUGUAUUAAGAAAUAUUAAAGAAGUUACUAGCGUGUCGCUAGGACUAUUUGGCAACUAUUGAAAGUUGCAACUAUCUACUUCAGAAGAAAUCAAAACAGUCAAAAAAAGUAGAGAAUUUAAGCUGAUUUUAUAUAAUCUCCAAAGAGAAGGAAACAAAUUACUUUAGGAUAGGAAGAUACAGAAGAAAAAAAAAACACCCCAACUGCUAUGUAAAUGACAGAUGGACAAAAACAAAAGAAUUUUAGUGAUUUUGGUAUUGUUUUGUGUGUGUUGUACACCUCACACAACCACCCUGAAGUCUUUAUGAUAUUUUAAUAUUUCACAAAUUUUAUACCAGUGAAGGCAUUUCAAUGAAAAUUGGUUUAUUUAUUUUCCACUGUUAAUUCAUUUUAUCUCCAAAAUCAUUCAUUAAAGUAGAAAAAGAAAAGGCUGCAAAAAUACAAACAAAAAUCUGUAUGGCCUUAGUUUCAAGACAGAACUUAGAUUAUAAGGUACUGGCUGUGUUAUUUUUCAACUUUAAAUUGUUCAUUUUUACAAAAAGGGAUGUUACGUUGCAUCUUUACUUACAUUCGAAAUAUUAUUGUAGCAAAUACUAUUUUAUUAAGACUAUUCUAAAACAGGAAUUCCCCAAAUGCACAGGAAAAAAAGAGUGGCGGAGAAAUUAUAGUUUGUAUAUAGGAAAGUUAUCUUAGAAAUGUUUUUAAACCUCCAGUUUCUGCAAAAUAAUUAAAAUAUACAGUAACUGGUCUCUUAAGAUUCUUAAUUUAAUGUAUUAAAUACUUACAAAAUUUUUUAUAUUGGUGCCUUUUUAAAAUGCAUUGAGAGAGUGUUGAUUAGCUGUUGUACCUCUACAACACUUUUACUAUGUAUUUUUAAAAAUCACUUAAAAUUGAGCACUAUAUAAUUUAUCUUCACAUUUUUAGGGCAACACUGUUAGAAGAAUUUUCAAUACAGAGACUUUCAGCUCAUCUGUGCAAAGUCAAAGAAAAUUUUGAAACCAGAUUUUGUCUUUUUAGUUAAAUAGUAUUUCUGAAUGCCAUUACAAGGCUAUGCUGGUGAAAUAUAAGGUAGAUGGAAGUUUUAGCUGUGAAUUGCAUUAUGGUAUGUGUUUUGUUUUGUUUUGUUUUGUUUUGAAGGAAAAAUAAGUUCUGAUAUCAUACAAGGCAUUAUUAGUGGGAUUUUUGCUCAAUAAAACAGAGUAUUGUUUGGAAUUUCAUCUAAGGACUAGCAUUGUGGUAGUCUUAGAACCUCAGUCUUCUAAUCUGUUAAUGUUUAAUGAAAUAAUGUAAAGAAGCAGGUAAUUAAUUCUCCUUGAACAAAACAAAACUGAACAGACAGAUCACACUGCUAUUCUCCAAAGCAUAAUCUCAAAUGGUUUCCUACCAUGGUUGUAUAUUACUUGCAAGGAAUGCAAGGAUAUGACAGCUUUUAAAAAAUAAAAAUAGUAACAAUAAGCUGCUUGUUAUACAAAGCAAAUGUCAUAUGACCAAGAAGCUGUGAUAUGCUAGUGUUUCUUUUCUCAUGGUGUAUUGCUAGGCCAAAUAAUGACACCUUAACUAUUUUUACAUUUUUUGCAGAAACCUAAAAUUUUGAAAUUUCCGUAAGGUUUUCAUGUAACAUUCUAUUUCUGGCUUUUUAGUUUUUUCUUGCUGUACUGUAAGUCUGUGGAUAUUUUUCACAUGCACUCUUAGAAAUAAGUUCUUAAUUCUGUUUAUGGGGUUUCUCUCCCGUAACAUUGCAUUUGUAUAUUUUCUGUAUAAAUGUGUUGUGAAAUAACCUUUAUCCCAUACAGAGAAUAGUAUGUGAAUGACUAGUUUUCUACGAUGUCCUUUUUAUUGUGAAUAAAAUAUAAAAUGUAGGGGCCCUCUGCUAAACCACGGAAAGUAUGGCAUAUAACUUCAUAUGGGUACAGACAAGCCAGUUUGCAGUCAAUUGGGCCUUCAAAUUACCUCAAGUGACACCCAGUAAGAAAAGCUUCUCUGAUGGGUGGAGGUCACUGAAUCCCCUUCUAUGCACUUAUCAGGAUUCUACUUAAUUUAAUUUACUGGAAAUGAAUUUAAAACAUUGAAUACACUGUAAUAAGGGAAGGACUCUGGGUUUUGUUUUUGUUGUUUUAUUCUUUUGUGUUUAUUUUUUUUAAGUAGUUCCAUUUCUGAAACUGUGAUUUUAAAAAAAAUGACUGCCAAGCACCCUCAGAUUUUGAACAUAAAUCAUGUCCCCUUCCUGUGUAACAAAUUCUCUUUGUUGUCUCUUCUUAAAUUUUGUCUGAUGUCCUCCACCCUUUUUCCUCUCUGUCCAUAUCGCUUCCAUCAUUGUCUUUGGGUGUCUCUGCCUCUCUUUUCUUUUCCCCCUACUAGUUUGAAGAUUAGCUCAAAUCCUAUUUCUAAUUCAUGGGUCUCUUAAGUCUUAAUUUUUUUGUGCGUGAUUUCUGUUGGCUGUAUAAUCUGCUGACAUAUUUUUAUACUCAAGUGUAGUUUUAUAUUUUAAAAAGUAGUUGGGAUAAAAAUGGUAAGAUAUAUAAUCUUUGUGUUACUUUCCCUUUCAAAUAUUGGAUACCUAAAAUAUGACUUCAGAGAUUACAUAAUCAUCAUAUAGUAUGUUUGCCUUCCUUUUUUGUUGAAUUUUGUGUUCUAAUUUGGUUUUUCUUCGAAAGUGUGUAUUAUGAGAGGUGAAACAAUUUUUGCAAAUAUUUAGGAAGAUGUUAAAAAUUUAAAGCAAAAGUCUUAACUCUUUCCCAGUUGGGAGAAAAUGCUUUAACAGUACUCUAAUGUUAUUCCAGGUUUAGAGGGGACACUCCAGGCUCCACAUUUGCUCUUACUAGUCGGACCUUUUAGACCAUGUGUUAUUUGCAAUUCUAGGAUGAUUGCUUCUGCUUUUAGUUUAAAAGAUAUUUUUCUUUUCUUUCUGUACAAGUGCAAUACUUUCCUUAAAGUCUUAAAAACUAUGGUUAUUUUUUUGUUUGUUUUCUGAACUAUUCUUUCUUUAGUUAAUGAAAAAAGAAACCCUUGAAAACCAUGGUAUGUUAGUCAAAGGACACAAAAAGCAAAGAGAAAAACACUCCUCAGUCAAAAAAAAAUCAGAGAAUGUACAAACCAUCGAUCUAAUCUCAUGGCACGUAAUUUAGGCUAAAUUCCCAUUGAAAUUAGAACUCUUUUGCCUGAGAAGUGUGUCCUCAAGUUGACUGAACUUUCUUCUUAGGCCCUUGCUUGAUGUUUUAAAUUAAAAACCUAAUAUUUUUUAUUUCGAUUUUCUCCUUUUGAAAAUGAACUUUAAAAUGAAAGCAAAGCACUUCGCUCCAUUUUAAACACUUGCCUAUCACUUAUUGGAGAAAAUUUUUAAGAAAUAUUUGGAGCAUUCCUGUUUUCAUACAAAUUUAAGUAAGAAGUAUUUUUCGUAUCAUACAUAUUUAUAUGCCAUUUGUUGGUUUUCUUUUUUUAUACCUGUGUCCCUGUAGUGAAACUGCUGUAAUGUAAAUACAUAUUUUGUUAAAAGAUGACAUUUCUUUGGCAUUUCUCUUAAAGGCAGUUACUGCAUUUGUACAGUAUAUGUCUUGGCCAUUUUAGAUUUUUUUUUCUUUAACAAUACCAAAGGUAAUUAGACUACUUUAAAAACUAAUUGCUUGACAGUUUCUAGGAUAUUUUGAGUUGUAGAGGCAAAAAAAUACAAAUAAAAAUAGGUCAAACCAGUAAACCUCAUUUUUUUUCAAACUAAUAAUUUGGGAAAAUAAAGCUAUUGUUUAAAAAAGAAAUAUAUAUAAAUAUAUAUGUAAAAUUGAAAUUCCAGACCUUGUAUGUCAGGUUUGCUCAGUGUAAUGUAGUUUUUUUAAGGCUCAAUUACCAUACCUCAGAAAAUGAGGUUUACUAUGGAAAUACUGAGACAGGCUUUGCAGCUGUGUGACAAGGCACUCUGCUACACACCAAUUUGGAGACCUCCAACAUCACUGCAGAUUAAAUUAUGGGACUUGUAUUUUCUUUGUUUUUAAUGCACACACAUACAUGUUCUGCACAUGUAUGUGGGUACCGUGUAUAUGUGUAUGAGUGUUGUAUAUGCAUGUGUGAGUGUGUGUCUGUAUGUGUGUACCACUAAAAAGCUGCAGAAACUUUGUAAUACUUUGUGAAAAGGAUUAUAUUAUAAAGGUUUGUACUGUCUGAGUGCACAGCUACUGGAAUAAAUUUAGGGAAUCUCAGGAACAAGCAUAUAAUUUGUCCAAGAUUUAUUUCUUCUCAGAAGUGUAAGUGCAGUUUUUAAUUCUGUAUAUUAUUUAAUAUUUUACCAAUAAAAUAAACUUCUGGCAUAAAAGUUUGCUAUAAAAA